UGGACUGCGGCUCCUCUGCGCGUCGCGCUGCGCCUGAGGUCGCUGUUCUCAGCCUCGCCGCUCCUUCCUCUCUUUCGAUUUCGGACUGAAAAUGGAGACGCACUACACGGACUCACAAGUCAAAGGAGUCAGCACAGGGACCACCAUCCUGGCCGCCACUUUUGAUGGAGGGGUCGUGAUUGGGUCUGAUUCCAGGGCUUCUAUGGGAGGAGAAUAUGUGUCCUGUAAGACCAUCAACAAGGUGAUUCAGGUUCACGACCGGAUCUUCUGCUGCAUGGCUGGAUCACUGGCAGACGCACAGGCCGUCACAAAGGCUGCAAAGUUCCACCUGUCCUUCCACAGCAUCCAGAUGGAGACUCCACCUCUGGUGAUAUCAGCAGCGUCGGUGCUGAAAGAACUGUGUUACAAAAACAAAGAGGAGCUGCAGGCCGGCUUCAUCACAGCAGGCUGGGACAGGAAGAAAGGACCACAGGUGUACGUCGUGUCUCUGGGCGGCAUGUUGAUCAGUCAGCCUGUUACCAUCGGGGGCUCGGGCAGCACUUUCAUCUACGGCUACGUGGACGCCAAAUACAAACCCAACAUGAGCAGAGACGAAUGCUUACAGUUUGCCACGAACGCUCUUGCUCUGGCUAUGGGCAGAGACAACGUCAGCGGGGGCGUGGCUCACCUGGUGGUAAUCACGGAAAAGGGGGUGGAGCAUGUGGUGGUACCUGGUGACAAGCUGCCCAAGUUCCACGAUGAGUGACACCUGUGAAGAACCAAUGAAAUUUAGAUUUAUUUUUUUCCAUGAUGGAGUAAUUGUUUGUUGUCCCUCAGCCACAAUUUCACUGAUGAUUUCCUGUCAGACUGCUUCUCAGCCAUGAAAAAAUAAUAAUAAAACACAUCAGGCUAGUUUAUACAAAACGAUCAUCAUUCCACUAUUAAAAACAGAAUAACUUCAUCAUAAAAUAGGAUUUUUCUCUGUCUUUUUUAAUGUGUGGAAACACAUUUUGGAGAGAGUGCAGUGCAGUGGGUGAUGACCUGAUUGAGAAUGAUUGAAAUGUUAAACAUAAUAAAAAUGUCUUCCCUCACA
Messenger RNA from Scatophagus argus, 1072 nucleotides. It is a transcript of the gene psmb12, whose product is annotated as proteasome 20S subunit beta 12. The coding region runs from base 92 to 745 and encodes 217 amino acids. The record is from RefSeq and is a predicted model, not a curated record. Gene Ontology annotation, cellular component: proteasome core complex. The transcript is spliced from 6 exons. Gene Ontology annotation, molecular function: threonine-type endopeptidase activity. Lineage: Eukaryota; Metazoa; Chordata; Actinopteri; Scatophagidae.